UAUAAAAUCCUUUCAAAGUUUGACGUCAUUAAUACCUACAGAAACGCAUAUUUCAAUAAAAGAUUAUUAAAACACCAAAAAAACAAAUUUCCGAAUAAAACUCCAAAAUAAUGAAGUUAACUUUAAGUCGUUAUCGUAUAUUAUUAUCUUUGCAGUUUACUUUACUCUUGGCCGAUUUAUUUUUUAAUACAUUUUCUCAUCUUUUAUUGACACCAAAACUGCAAUUGACCAUAUUGUUGUUUGUGACACAGGAUUUAUUUAUAAUAUGUGAAUAUUUGUUUUUUACUUUUGCUGUACAUGCCACCUGUGUUUAUGAGGUUGGAGCAACUCAUGUUAUCUUAAGGAAUUGUAAAUUUUUCCUUUUCACCAUACUUUUGUAUUUCCUGUUAUCGGUUUCACAGCAUUUCUGGUUUGUUUACAAUGUUUUGUGGUACCCAAUGGCCAAUUGGCCCACAACUCUUAAGGCUUUGUCGUUUGUACAAAGAACCGUUUCUUUUUUCUAUUAUUACUCAUAUAAACGCACCGCUUUAACUUUAUCUGAUCCUCGAUUUUAUGAAGAGAAUAUCGAUUGGAUAGCUGAGCAAUUAAGUAAUAAGUAAAUGUAAUUUGUAAAUAUGUAUGUACAUAUGUAUGCUUAGAAGGAGUGUGUAUGUAUAUUUCAAUUUAAAUUUUUUUAAAUCAAAACACUUUCUUAAAUAUUGAAAAAUACUCUUAUUAAUGUGAUUAAAAU
Lucilia cuprina (Australian sheep blowfly) is the source of this 730-nucleotide messenger RNA. Its product is annotated as transmembrane protein 138. The record is from RefSeq and is a predicted model, not a curated record. Gene Ontology annotation, cellular component: cilium. The transcript has 4 exons. The coding region runs from base 111 to 599 and encodes 162 amino acids. Lineage: Eukaryota; Metazoa; Arthropoda; Insecta; Diptera; Calliphoridae.